Cuscuta campestris is the source of this 1598-nucleotide messenger RNA. The record is from the annotation of a GenBank genome assembly. Lineage: Eukaryota; Viridiplantae; Streptophyta; Magnoliopsida; Solanales; Convolvulaceae.
AGAAUCUCACCAUAUUUGGAAGGAUCUCUUAUUUCUCUACCAAAACAACAAAUGAAACAAAAAAUUUAUGACCUGCUGCCAAAAAUGGAAAAAUGGUUAAAACCAUGGUAAAAACUUUCCCAUCCAUAAAGUUAAAAAGGCAAAAGCAGAUUGGAUAGGAGUGGAGAAAGAAGAUGCCUGCAGCAGUCUGGUUUGUUCUGAAGAGGUCAUUCCACUGUAAAUUUUCAAGAGGAGAUGCCCAUGAUCCAAACACAAGUGGUAAAAAACCCACUCCAAGAAGAAGAAGAGCAGCCGCUGCCGCCGCCGCCGCCGCAAGGAAGGUGAAAAACAGGUCUGGUUAUUCAAAGCCAAAUAACCUGCAAGUCUUUCCCAAGAAAUAUGCAGCAAGUUCUGAAUUUGUGACUCAAAAUCCUCCUCUGAAGAAGAGAUUGGGGGCACAUGUGAGAGGAGGAAGAAGCCAAUGGAGUGGGACCCCAAGCAGGAAAGGGAUAAAAUCCAAUGGGAAAUUGAGAGGUUUGAUUUGUCACACAUGUGGUGAGAUGCUCUCUGAUAUGGAAGCUAUGGAAUCCCAUCAUCUCUCCAAGCAUGCUGUUACAGAGCUGGUCAAAGGAGACUGGUCGAGAAACAUCAUAGAAAUCAUCUGCACAAGAAGAUCCAACCAUAGUAAACAUGCGACGCUGAUUCAUAGGGUGCUGAAAGUGCACAACACCCAGAGAAGGCUCGCCGAGUUCGAGGACUACCGGGAAACGGUGAAGGCCAGAUCCGACAAGCUCCCCAGAAAACACGCCCGCUGUCUGGCCGACGGCAACGAGCGGCUGGGGUUCCACGGCGCCGCCGUGGAAUGCGAUUUGGGCGAUUCUUCCUCGGGGGGCUCGUGCGAAUCGAGCAGGUGCGGGGUUUGCCGGAUUCUGAGACAGGGGUUCGCGAUCAACGGCGGCGCCGCCGGGGUGGCGGCGGCAUCCACGAGCGGCGGAGCGCUGGAGGGGGUAAAAGUGGGGGAGGGGAGGCGGAAGGCUGUGAUGGUGUGCAGGGUGAUUGCGGGGAGAGUUCACAGGGCGAUAGAGAGUGUUGAAGAGAUUGGGUGUGGGAAGUCAUUAGGGUUUGAUUCUCUGUCUGCUGGUUUGAAAACCUCUACUUGCAGUCUUGUUCUUGAAGAUGAUGAAGAAGAAGAAGACCUAAUUUUACUCAGCCCCAAGGCUUUGCUUCCUUGCUUCAUUGUCAUUUACAAUGCUGCUGCGUAGUAAAUGAUGAAUUCACAAGAGAACAUAUACAUUUUGGAAUUCGGAACUAAACUUGGUUUUGAAGAGAGAAAAAAAAAAGAUGUGAGAGGAGGUUGAGCCGGGGGUCUCUUGGAAACAACCUCCCUACUUCCGAGUAAGGGCAAAGUCUGCGUACACACACUCUUUCCAGACCCUACUGUAGUAGAAUUCAACUAGGAAGUUGUUGUUUACAUUAAUAUGUUUUGUUUAAAUUGUAUCGAAAAUUGUAAUUCAAAAAGGUGAAUAUGUUUCUAUUUUUAUUUAAAUUGUACGCAGUUAAUGGUAAGUGUUGCUAUGAUAAUUUUGGAUUCUAUUAAUUAAUAAUUAAUGGUAAAGGGG